Habropoda laboriosa is the source of this 1227-nucleotide messenger RNA. RefSeq names its product nuclear migration protein nudC (gene nudC). Lineage: Eukaryota; Metazoa; Arthropoda; Insecta; Hymenoptera; Apidae. Gene Ontology annotation, biological process: protein folding. Gene Ontology annotation, cellular component: cytoplasm. The record is from RefSeq and is a predicted model, not a curated record.
AUGACAAAAGACGAGCAGAAAUUCGAUGGAAUGUUGCUGGCUAUGGCUCAGCAACAUGAAGGCGGCGUACAAGAGUUGUUGGACACAAUCUUCAGUUUUCUCGCGAGAAAAACGGAUUUUUACACCGGAGGACAAGAAGGUGCUGCAGAAAAGCUUGUCACUAGUAAAUUUAAGAAGUAUGAAGCUACUGCUGUUGCCAAAGCAGCCACUUUAAAAGCAGAGCGUGCUGAACAAGAGAAACGCCGUAAAGAGAGAAUGGAAAAGAAGAAGCAAGAGGAAAAGGCAGAGGAGGAUAAAUUGAACUCAGAAUCAAAGAUUGUCGAAUUGACUGACGAACAGGCUGUUAAAUUACAAGAGGAAAUAGAUAAUCAGGUACACUACUACAUGGUUAAACCUGCUAUUCCUGGACCCAGUGGUGAUAGUGCUAGUGACAAGAAGGAGGAGAAUCUGGAGGAUGAGGAGGAAGAUGAGAAGGAGAAGGGUAAACUCAGGCCUAACAGCGGAAAUGGAGCAGACUUGCCGAACUACAAAUGGACACAGACGCUUCAAGACAUAGAGAUCAGAGUGCCGCUGAAAGUGAGCUUCUCAGCCAGGCCCAAGGACGUGGUUGUCUCGAUCACGAAGAAGCACCUGACCUGUGGAAUCAAGGGCCAACCGGCGAUCCUCGACGGCGACUUCCCGCACGAGGUCAAAGUCGAGGAAUCCACCUGGGUGAUCGAAGAUGGAAAAGUGUUGCUGAUCAAUCUGGAGAAGGUGAACAAAAUGCAAUGGUGGGCGCACGUGGUGACCUCUGACCCCGAGAUCAGCACGAAGAAGGUGAAUCCAGAGCCGAGCAAGCUGUCCGACCUCGACGGUGAAACGAGAGGCCUGGUGGAGAAGAUGAUGUACGACCAGAGGCAAAAGGAACUAGGACUGCCUACGUCCGACGAGCAGAAGAAGCAAGACGUGAUCAAAAAAUUCAUGGAACAACAUCCGGAGAUGGACUUCUCCAAGUGCAAGUUCAACUAGGACGGAUCCGAAUGGCAAACUGAUAGAUUGGUCGAACGUUGAGAGAUAUUAUUGAGAGCAAAUUUGGUUAACAAAUCGGAAGAAUAUUUUAUCGAUGCAUCCAGCCAAGCGAGAUCCAGCGAAACCUCCUUUAUGAUAUCUCGUUAAUCGUCACUGUGGGCGUCUCGACGUUUUCUCUGCACCUAACUUUCGAAACAGUUCGCCGUGAGAUUUAGGAAA